AUGCCUAGUGCAUUAAAGAGAGCAGACCAGAAAGAUCAUUUAUUCUGGCAUGAACGUGAUUGGUUUAUUAUGAUUGAAUGGGCUAAAAUGCUUCCAAUUUAUCAAAAUUUGGAUUUAAAAGAUAAAUUGUCUCUGCUCAGGCAUUCAGCUAUCACUUUUCCUUCAUUAGUUCAAUGUUUUUACACCCCGGAUGUCGGUCCAGAUACCAUAGUUUUUCCGGAUGGUACAUUUUUUGAUAGAACAAUGAAUUCUGACAAGUCAUUAGGUUUUCAACGUAAAAAUUUCAAAAUGUUAGAUAAUUUAUUAGAACCAAUUAGAAGAAUUAAAAUUGAUCAGAAUGAAUUUGCUGGAGCUAGAGCUGUUUUCUUCCUCAAUCCUGAUUCUGAUGCUGAUGAUUUGUCUAUGUCAGCAAAAUCACAAAUAGCAGUCGCUCGUUCAGCGAUAACAAAUGCUUUAUAUCGUUAUAUGGUACAAAAAAGGGGUGCUGCGGAAGCUGCUGACAAAUUUGGAAAAUUGAUGGUAUGUUGUUUACUUUGUUUGUGGUAAUUGAGGGGCGUGACAAUUGAGGAUACUACGUUUGUGAUGAGAUUGGCAAAAGAGGAUGCGACAAUUGAGAAAACAAAAGGAAUGGGGUACAAAAGUUUAUCUAAACCGACCAAAAA
Messenger RNA from Meloidogyne enterolobii, 662 nucleotides. NCBI's taxonomy places the organism in Eukaryota, Metazoa, Nematoda, Chromadorea, Rhabditida, Meloidogynidae. The record is from the annotation of a GenBank genome assembly.